CCUGGAAGUAAGCACGACAGAGUUAAGACCUUAGACCAGACAUUAUAUAUAUAAUAUAACUGUUACAACAUUUAAAACAACAUGUUCCCGCCUGACUUUGCCUGGGGAGCAGCAACCUCAGCGUAUCAGAUAGAAGGCGGGUGGCAGGCGGACGGCAGAGGACCUACUAUCUGGGACACAUUCUGCCAUGAGAAGGGCAGAGUGUUUGGGGACCAAAGUGGAGAUGUGGCCUGCAGCAGCUAUGAACUGUGGGAGAAGGACCUGGCGUGCAUCCAGCAGCUUGGCCUGACGCAUUAUCGCCUGUCUUUCUCCUGGACGCGCCUCCUACCUGAUGGGACUACACAGCACAUCAAUCAGAGAGGUGUCCAGUACUACAACAAAGUGAUUGAUGACUUGCUGGCCUGUAAUGUAUCACCCAUGGUGACUCUGUACCACUUCGACCUGCCUCAAGCUCUCCAAGAUCAAGGAGGUUGGGUGUCACCUGGAAUAGCGACGCACUUCGACAACUACGCCAAGUUUUGUUUCCAGACAUUUGGAGAUCGCGUCAAACUCUGGAUCACAAUCAAUGAGCCGCAAGUUUGUGCCAAACUGGGCCACGAGGAUGGCAUCCACGCGCCGGGGUUAAAGGAAAAAGGCACGACGGCCUACCUGGUGGGGCACAGCAUGCUGCUGGCUCACGCCACAGCCUGGCACAGCUACAACUCUGAGUACCGAGCGAAGCAGAGGGGCGCGGUGUCUCUGGCGCUCAACAGCGACUGGUUCGAGCCACUGGACCCGGGUCGCGGCGAGGAUGUCGCUGCCGCCGAACGGGAGCUGACGUUCACACUGGGGUGGUUUGCGUGGCCCGUGUUCGUCACCGGAGAUUAUCCAGAAACAAUGAGGUCCGCCAUUGAGACUCGGAGUAAGGAGCUGGGAUACGGUGGGGCUCCGAGACUUCCCACAUUCUCAAAAAGUGACCCAACCGUUUUGGGAACAGCGGACUUCUUUGCACUGAACUACUACACGUCCCGCAAAGUCAGGCCGGAAGACGUCAGCGGGCAGACGCUGAGUAUGAGGAGCGACCAAUGGGCAGAGGACGUUUUGGACCCAUCCUGGCCCAUUUCUGGGGUACCCUGGCUGGCAGUAUUUCCCCAUGGCUUAAGAAAACUCCUCAAUUAUAUAAAGGACGCGUUCAACGACCCGGCGGUCUACAUAACGGAGAACGGCUUCGCUCAGGUCGGGCCGCUGCAGGUGGAGGAUCGUCAGCGUUGCGAGUUUUACAGGAGCACCAUCUCGGAAGUGGCUAAAGCUGUGCAGGAAGACGGGGUCGACGUCCGAGGAUAUUUUGCGUGGUCGCUCCUGGACAACUUUGAGUGGGCGGAUGGAUUCAGCGUUCGCUUCGGGCUGUUCCACGUGGACUUCUCUGACGCCGAGCUGACUCGAACCGCGUACCGGUCUGGCCGGGAAUACGCCUCGAUCAUCUCCAAAUACAAAUCUGCUCAAAGCUGACGAGAACAGUCGGCCAAGCGGAUGUGUUUGUUUCAGACCUUUUACAAAAUGUACAACUCUUAAAAUAAAGAUAUGGUUUUAAUUUGCAUUUAUCUGAAGUAACGGGUAGCAGAGGCUUGCCUGUAUCAUUUAUAUCAGUGAUUAAUUAACCAUUAAUGAUGACAUCACAGCAUCGUAGCUUUUCUUUUAAUGUUAUUCUUAAAUUCUGAACUUUACUUGUGUAAAAACAACCCUCUUUUCAUAUGAUCUGCCCCUUAACUCUUCCAGUCAGGCUUGUACAGUAGGUGCUGACGUUCUACAAUAAUGUUACCCAUUAUACUGUAGAGGCAUUUGUCUGGGAUAGAAUUAAUACCAAAACAUGAACUGCGGUAAUGAUGCUUUUUGGAGAGGAACAAUUGCUUUAUUUAUGUGGUCUUACUCAACUUAAAUAAACGUGGCAACGUCAUAAC
Cololabis saira (Pacific saury) is the source of this 1937-nucleotide messenger RNA. It is a transcript of the gene gba3, whose product is annotated as cytosolic beta-glucosidase. The coding region runs from base 82 to 1488 and encodes 468 amino acids. The record is from RefSeq and is a predicted model, not a curated record. Gene Ontology annotation, molecular function: hydrolase activity, hydrolyzing O-glycosyl compounds. Gene Ontology annotation, biological process: carbohydrate metabolic process. NCBI's taxonomy places the organism in Eukaryota, Metazoa, Chordata, Actinopteri, Beloniformes, Belonidae. The transcript has 5 exons.